AUGAAGUACUCUGUCAUUCUCUCCCUCGGUUCUCUCGCCGCUACUACAUCCGCCCUGGGCAUUAACUGCCGCGGCUCUUUUGCCUGCGGUGGCGGCAGCGGAAACCUCAUCAACCUCAAAUCGAUUGUCGACAACAUCCAGCCUCGAGACCGCUUCUAUCCGGCUCAGCAGCAGAUUGCCUGCACGGGCGAUACUUGCGCCUUCUUUCAAAAUGGCGCCAGCGGCACAGCUGAGCAGGUUUCUGCAGACCUGCAAGCCCUGUUGGACCACGGUUGUAAGAAAUGCGGCUCGGUUCCUACUCAGCCUGGCAAUAAUGUUGCGGAUGGACAGUUGACGGUUAACUAUUCGGCCGCAAACUACUACUCCAUUGACCUGCCUGAGACUAUUCUGAAAGCAGAAAUGCGUGUUUUUCCCCGCGAGCCUGAAUCUCAGCUUGACGUCAGCUGGGAACUUCGGGACAUCGGCCCAUCAAGGUCAACGGAUGCCAAAGAGGAAAUUCGUGUGAAUGAUCGGCAAUGCAGCAACUGA
Molecule: messenger RNA, 528 nt
Organism: Fusarium tjaetaba
Lineage: Eukaryota; Fungi; Ascomycota; Sordariomycetes; Hypocreales; Nectriaceae
Product: killer toxin Kp4
Exons: 2
Coding region: 1-528 (175 amino acids)
Cellular component (GO): extracellular region
Source: RefSeq, a predicted model, not a curated record